This is a messenger RNA of Melitaea cinxia (Glanville fritillary), 1078 nucleotides long. It is a transcript of the gene MrgBP, whose product is annotated as MRG/MORF4L-binding protein. NCBI's taxonomy places the organism in Eukaryota, Metazoa, Arthropoda, Insecta, Lepidoptera, Nymphalidae. The transcript has 5 exons. Bases 132 to 896 code for a protein of 254 amino acids. Gene Ontology annotation, biological process: regulation of transcription by RNA polymerase II. Gene Ontology annotation, cellular component: nucleus; NuA4 histone acetyltransferase complex. The record is from RefSeq and is a predicted model, not a curated record.
UGUGGCCUGUGGCUUUGCAUUUGGAAAGCUGAUUGCCGUUUUGAUAUCUACUCUUGUAGUAAAACGAAGAUAAUAUAAUUUUAAUAAAAAGUAUCGUAAAUAUUACCUGAAAGAAUACUAAAACUGUAAAAAUGGUAUCAAGUGAAGAAGAAGCAGAAACAAAAACUGGGAAUACGAUCGAAUGGGAUGUCGAAAUGGAGAUCCAAUUGUUUUAUGUUAUGGCUCACCAUAAGCCGGUCGGGAUAAACAAACAUUUUCAGAUGGUUUGUAUUUGGGAGGAAUUGUCUAACUGUAUAACAAAAGAGAUAUCAACGCACGAUAUUUGGAAGCAUUUAGAUACUUUGUACGAUAUGGCAAUGUUGGAUGAAACAGAACCGAUACCGUUUCCGAAUCACGAAGUACCGUUUAGUUUACCAGAAAAUGAAUUUGGCGCUUUAAUGAAACAAAAGUGUAAAGACAAUAUGUUGGCUGAUGAUAGUGAAGAUGGCAGAAGCCCAUCACCAAAGUCAUCGACGCCCAAAACUAAUUCUAGAGGGACUGCUUCAAAGGAUGGUACACCAAAAGGUCGUAAGGAUAGCAUAGGCGCCCUUGCUACAAAGACAAGGAAGGAAAGUGGCAGCUCUCACGCGUCCACAGACACUCCUAGUAUCAAAUCAGAGAAAGAAUAUGAUCGAAGAAGAGAUUCAAGAGAUUCAAAUGCAUCAGGACCCAAAGAGAAUUCUUCUAACAGAAAAUCAAUGCCACAAAGAGACAAACCUCCCAAAUCGAAAGUUAGCUCUGUUGCAGCAUGGGAUUCCCCACUAAUAGAUGAGGACAGCGGCUCUAGACGGGGUCGUCGACGAGCUAACACUUCAACACCACCAGCAACGACUCCAGCAAAACGGAGACGCAUGUGACAUUCACACACACACUCAUACCACCACUUCUUCUGACACACAGAGCGCCCGUGGAACCGCCAGGCGCGGGCGAGACGGAACCAUGCUGUCUUUGUGUUUUUUCAGGGCCGUAUUUAGAGGUCUCGAGUUUUUAAACAAAAGGAUUGGAGCCCCAAUUUUUUUUCAAUCGAGUUUUUUAAUAA